This is a messenger RNA of Salvia hispanica, 1482 nucleotides long. Its product is annotated as ethylene-responsive transcription factor RAP2-12-like. NCBI's taxonomy places the organism in Eukaryota, Viridiplantae, Streptophyta, Magnoliopsida, Lamiales, Lamiaceae. Gene Ontology annotation, molecular function: DNA-binding transcription factor activity; DNA binding. Gene Ontology annotation, biological process: regulation of DNA-templated transcription; ethylene-activated signaling pathway. The record is from RefSeq and is a predicted model, not a curated record.
CAGCUCAACAAAAAUCUCGAUUUUUUUACGAAAAGCGAUUUCCAUUUGCAAAGCAAUCACUGAAACUAUUGCAGACGAUUUCUCGAAAUGUGCGGAGGAGCUGUAAUCUCCGAAAUUACGCCGCCGGCGGGCCUAUCGUCGCGCCGCCUCACCGCCGAUUUGCUAUGGGGCAGCGCCGCUCUUAGGAAGAAGAAAAGUAAUUGUAGCUAUUACUCAAAGCCGCUCAGAUCCAAGCCUUUCGUUGACUUCGGCGAUGACUUCGAAGCCGAUUUUCAGGAUUUUGAGGACUACGAUGAUGAUGAUGAUUGUGAUCAGGAGCUCGAUUUGAAGAAGCAGUUCGCCUUCUCUGCUCCGAAAAACCUUGGUGUAAAAGCUCAUAAAUCUCUUGACUAUGCUGAAUCUGAUGAGGAUGCGGAGAAGUCCUCGAAAAGAAAGAGAAAGAAUCAGUACAGAGGGAUCCGGCAGCGUCCAUGGGGGAAAUGGGCUGCUGAGAUCCGUGAUCCAAGAAAAGGGGUUCGAGUGUGGCUUGGCACUUUCAAUACUGCUGAGGAAGCUGCAAGAGCUUAUGAUGUUGAAGCUCUGAGGAUCAGGGGUGAUAAGGCUAAGGUCAAUUUCCCUGAUGAUGUUCCAGUCUCUGCGGCUUCAAAGCGCACUGUUAAGGUGAGCUCAAGGAAAGCGUCUUCAAAUGAGAGCUUGAACUCGGAUUCCGUGCAGCCUAAUCUGGACCAAAACAUGAGUUUCACCACCAUGCUCAGCAACGACUACUAUGAUUCAUUAGGCCUCAUGGAAGAGAAGCCACAGAUGAAGCAGUAUGGAUACAGUGAUGUGGGGCUAAAACCACGUACACCCUCAGAUGGAUCCAGUGUUUACUUCAGCUCCGAUCAAGGAAGCAACUCUUUCGACUGCUCAGAUUUUGUUUGGAGUGAUAACUGUGCGAAGAAUCCAGAAGUGUCAUCUGUCCUCACCACUGUUGUUGAGGAUGAUGAUCAGGCUCUCGAUUCUGAUACUCCUUACCCAGCAAAGAAAGUGAAAACGAGCCCUGAAAAUGUGGUGCCCCCUGAUGAAGACAACAGCUCUGACCUCUCAGAGUUUGAUUCCCAGAUGAAGCUGUUUCAGAUGCCGUAUCUUGAGUGCAACUGGGAUGCUUCCAUAGACGCCCUACUCAGUGGGGACACGAAUCAGGAUUGUGGGAGUGCAUUGGAUAUGUGGUCUUUGGAUGAUGUUGCAGCCAUGACGAGUGGUGUCUACUGAGAUUGCAUCGACUCUUUUGCUUUCUGUCUGUAAAUAAGGCUGCAUGUGUGUUCGUUGUCGGGUUGAUGUACGAGAACGACAGUGAAGCGUGCACAAGCCAUCAGUGCUGUUUUAGCAAGGCUCGCAUCCUAACCGAGGUGUACAUAGCAACUUAAAUUUUAGCCUGCUUUGUGUUUUUUUGAGACCUUGGAACUGAGAUUAAUUCCGAAUUUAGUCAAUGUUUGUGGACCA